CAGUCACAGGAGGCAGCUCCCACAGCCUGGCAGGAAGUGUAGUGACUUGCUGCCUGAAGUCUUUGUGAGGCAGACAGGAAUGCUGGCGCUCCACAUUAGGCUUGAAGGGUGUGGAGAGAGCACUGCCUCUGCUUCUUGCCGCUGAGAAGCCGACUCUCAGCACAGAUAAAGGCACACUGUUGGACUGAGAAAGGUACAGGUUGUUCUCCAGGGAGAUGGCGGCUAAGAUAUCUAAGGAGGAGCUUGAAGAGCUGCGUGAAGCCUUUGGGAAAGUCGAUCUAGACAACAAUGGCUACAUCAGUGACUAUGAGCUCCACGACCUGUUCAAGGAGGCCAAUCUGCCUCUGCCGGGAUACAAAGUCCGCGAAAUCAUCCAGAAGUUGAUGACGGAGGGUGAUAAAGACAAGGACAAUAGGAUCAGCUUUGAUGAGUUUCUCUCAAUCUUCCAGGAGCUCAAAAGCAGCGACAUUGCCAAGAGCUUCCGCAAAGCCAUCAACAGGAAAGAGGGCAUCCUGGCUAUUGGGGGCACGUCUGAGCUGUCCAGUGCAGGCACACAGCACUCCUACUCAGAGGAGGAGAGGUUUGCCUUUGUGAACUGGAUCAACACAGCGCUGGAAAAAGACCCCGACUGCAAACAUGUUCUGCCCAUGAACCCCAACACGGAUGACCUCUUCAAAGCUGUAGGCGAUGGAAUUGUGCUGUGUAAAAUGAUCAACCUGUCAGUGCCUGAUACGAUCGAUGAGAGGACAAUAAACAAGAAGAAGCUCACGCCGUUCACAACACAGGAAAACCUCAAUCUGGCCCUGAACUCUGCAUCAGCCAUUGGUUGUCAUGUGGUCAACAUCGGCGCUAUGGACCUGCGGGAAGGCAAACCUCACCUGGUGCUGGGCCUGCUGUGGCAGAUCAUCAAGAUCGGCCUGUUUGCCGACAUUGAGCUGAGUAGAAACGAGGCGCUGGCGGCAUUGCUGCGGGAGGGUGAGACCCUGGAGGAUCUGAUGAAGCUGUCCCCAGAGGAGCUGCUCCUACGCUGGGCCAACUACCACCUGGAAAACGCCGGCUGGCACAAGAUAAACAACUUCAGCUCCGACAUCAAGGACUCCAGAGCUUAUUUCCACCUCCUGAACCAAAUUGCACCCAAAGGCCUUAAAGAGAACGAGGAGCGCAUUGACAUCAACAUGGCAGGCUUCAACGAGAAAGAUGAUCUGAAAAGAGCCGAGGCGAUGCUGGUGCAGGCCGACAGGCUGGGCUGCAGACAGUUCGUCACUUCGGCCGAUGUGGUGUCCGGCAACCCCAAGCUCAACCUGGCGUUCGUGGCCAACCUUUUCAACAAGUACCCAGCACUGACCAAACCUGAGAACCAGGACAUCGACUGGGGCCUGCUGGAGGGAGAAACCAGAGAGGAGAGAACAUUCCGGAACUGGAUGAAUUCGCUGGGUGUUAAUCCUCACGUGAACCACCUAUACGGUGAUCUCCAAGAUGCCCUGGUCAUCCUGCAGCUCUAUGAGCGGAUCAAGGUUCCGGUUGACUGGAACAACAAAGUCAAUAAGCCCCCUUACCCAAAAAUUGGAGCCAACAUGAAAAAGCUGGAGAACUGUAACUAUGCUGUGGAACUUGGAAAGACAACUGCCAAAUUCUCACUGGUGGGUAUUGGAGGUCAGGACCUUAAUGACGGCAACCCUACACUGACCCUGGCUCUGGUUUGGCAGCUGAUGAGGAGAUAUACUCUGAAUGUACUUGAGGACCUGGGAGAUGGACAGAAGGUGAACGAUGACAUCAUCGUCAACUGGGUCAAUAAAACGUUGUCAGGGGCAGGAAAAUCGACCAAAAUUUCAAGCUUCAAGGACAAAGAGAUCAGUUCCAGUUUGCCAGUGCUGGACCUCAUCGAUGCCAUCCAGCCAGGCAGCAUCCACUAUGAUCUAGUAAAGACCGGAAGUCUGUCCGAGCAGGACAAGCUGGAGAAUGCCAAAUAUGCUGUAUCCAUGGCCAGGAAGAUCGGUGCCCGCGUGUACGCCCUGCCCGACGACCUGGUAGAGGUCAAGCCCAAAAUGGUCAUGACUGUGUUCGCCUGCCUGAUGGGCCGAGGCAUGAAGAGGGCGUAAAAGACAAAACAAACAAACGGGACCCCCGUAGCCAAUCAAAAGCCGACGUCUGACCUACAAGCCGUUUUGCUGGUUGAAAGGCUUCUGGUUGAAUGAAUUGGCCAUAAUAGUAAAAAAAAAUAGGAAAAAAAGAAACGCAAAGAAACAACAGAUGCUAAAGAAUCAUGUUUUGUUUGGCAGGACUGGGACAGUGAGGUAAGGGGGAGAGGGAGGUUUAGCAAAGCAGGGGGGUUGGAUUGUUUUUUGUAGACCAGACUAGGUAAAAAAAUAAAUAAAGAUUCCCACAGAUUCUGCAAAGGUACAAACCCAAACCACUUCCUAUCUUAUUGAUGCAAGGCGACUAAAACAUAUCCGCGUUGGACCCAAGCCAUGUCAGACUGUGCAGUGUAUAUUUUUAUUUGCAUAUUUGAUCGUGGAGGAAUGUGCGCGAGUGACUGAGUGUUAAAGUGUACAUCUCAACUUGUCUGCUCUGAGAGUUGUGUGCGAUCGUGGAGACGGGCCUUACUCGGCGCAGUAUUGCCUAUAAUGCAGUACCGAAAACUCUGUGGCCUCUUUAUAACGCUGUUGAAUCGGAUGCUUAUUUUCUUAGCGUUUUAUACGUAAGUAGAGUUUACCAAAAACAACAAGAAACACGUACACAUCCUUUCGCAGGUAGAAGCUUUAAUACAUUCCGUAGCUACGAACUCAUUUUACUAUGUGUCUUAUGUACAUGUAUACUCGAACUUGCUUUUUACAGAAAAAAAAAGGAUGAACCAGACAAAACGAACUAUGCAUGAACAAGUUCUUUUUUUAUUGUUAUUUAAAACAAUACACUCCUGGGAAGAUGACAAAAGCUUUAAUUAAUUCAUGCCGUGUAGUCGGUAAAAAGGACGGAGAAAAACGGGAAUAUUAAAAACAAAAGGAGCUUUGUGUGGAGCGCCGUCACAUUUUCAGAGUCAUACUUGUUUCUGUUGGGGGACGAUGACCAAAAAUGUUGUUAUUGUGGGGGAAAUAAAACUGGAACUGCCUAGCCUUAAUGGAGCAUGUUGACUGUGGACAGAAGACAGAGACCAAAAGAUCAUGAACGUGUCUGUAACAGAGCUGCAUUCUGCAAAUAAACCUGUUCAUAGUAUUCCA
Molecule: messenger RNA, 3215 nt
Organism: Colossoma macropomum (tambaqui)
Lineage: Eukaryota; Metazoa; Chordata; Actinopteri; Characiformes; Serrasalmidae
Gene: pls3
Product: plastin 3 (T isoform)
Exons: 16
Coding region: 216-2099 (627 amino acids)
Biological process (GO): actin filament bundle assembly; actin filament network formation
Cellular component (GO): cytoplasm; actin filament bundle; actin filament
Molecular function (GO): actin filament binding; calcium ion binding
Source: RefSeq, a predicted model, not a curated record